Naegleria fowleri is the source of this 2244-nucleotide messenger RNA. RefSeq lists its product as uncharacterized. The transcript is spliced from 2 exons. Gene Ontology annotation, molecular function: microtubule binding; calmodulin binding. Bases 1 to 2244 code for a protein of 747 amino acids. Lineage: Eukaryota; Heterolobosea; Eutetramitea; Acrasida; Naegleriidae. The record is from RefSeq and is a predicted model, not a curated record.
AUGUCAGUCCGGACGUAUAGCCUCAUACAUCAUCAUUGUCCUUCUUCGGAACAACAACAUCCCAUUACCAAAAUUUCAGAGAAAUCCAAUCAUCCUCAUUCAGAAGAGGAAGAAGAGGAAGAUGGAUACAAAGAUCUCUCAUCGGGAGAGGAAGGAGAAUACGAAGAAUCACCGGAGGAUUUGCUAGCAUCGGUCACAACAGUGAUUAAGAUUCCUGAAAGUCGACCAAAUGAAAUACCUCCAAAAGGAGGAUAUGCAGCAUUAUACCAGCAGCAGAAACGCGCCUCCAGAUCCUCCUCAUCGACGAGUUCAACAUCAACAAAAAAUGAUCUCCAACCCUUGAAGGACUCUCUUAUUUCAUUAGCAGCGAUCAUCAAGACAAAUUUACCAUCAUAUCCACAAAGGUAUGAGCUUCAAGAUGAUUCCGAAGAAGAAUGUGACGAAAAUGAACAACUUCAAGAAGAUGAAUUACCAGAAGAGGAAGAACAAGUGGAAGAAGAGGAUGAUGAAUAUAACGACGAUGAAGAGCACCAUGAUGACGACGAUGAAGAAACGGAGAGCACCAUGGACGAAUUAGAGAAUACAAUUUCAACAGUCAUUACGAACAAUGUAAUGAACGAAGAGCAGACUUAUGAAGAACACCCAAUACCUCCCGACGAAUUGGAAGAGAUUGAAGACAAAGUGAUGGAUUUUGCCAAAGAGCAUGUUGAUUCCGAGACUGAUGAAGCAGCUCUUCCUCUUCCAACAAUUCUUUCCAAAAGUUUUGUCAAGAACCAGUCUCCCGGUGCAAGUUUUGUGAAGCCAACUUCAACUAAUUCUGUGAACUUUCAUGAAGUGAAUGUUGCGAGCUCCAUACCCGAAAAUCCCUUGAAAGACUCUAUCAGAAUCGAAAAAUCAGAGGCCAAUGUCGACGAUGGAUACACAGAUCUAGAGGCUGACGACAACCAGGAACAAAAUGAUCAACCAGUUAUCACAUCGACCAUUCAACCAGUUUCAGUAUUAUCAGAACCAACACGAAAAUCUAUUUCCGAAUCUUCCCACACCCCAAUCGUAGAUGAGAAGCUUUUGAUGAAAAGUAUAUCAUUAUUUAAACAGUAUAACGCAGAAAAAGUGUCACAAAGUACAAACGGACACCCUCUCAAGACAAAGAUUGCGUUAUCAAACACGAAAUUAGAUGAACCUUUACGAGUAUCCAAAAUUUUAGAAAUUCCAAAACCUUUAAUCAAUCUCGAAGAGUCAAUUUCUGAAAAUGAUGUGGAAAAAAUUAAGAAGCAAAAUCAUCUUUUAAGAAUGCAGUUAUUGCAACAAGAACGGAUCAUUGAAGAAAGUAAGAAAGUUUUGCAAAGCAGAAUUGAUCAAGAAAUUGAAAAGGCAAAAUCGCAAGCGCUUAAAGAUUUCAUAACCACUACAACCAAGAAAAAAGAGCCGAGUGUAGAAAUACCAAAAAAACAAGAUGUCUUACCAGAAGAACCAAAUAUAGAUGAGAGUACAAGUGUCAAGAAUGUAGAACGAGUGACAAUUAAAGUGAAGGAAAUCUCUCUCCAAGAACAACCACCAAUAGUGAAAAAGGAAAUUAUUGAAAUUCCAAUUGAUGAAUUCGAAAACAGUCAAGAUUUUAGGAAAAAGAAUGAAAUUCGAAACAAAAAGUUCCAAGAAAUGCGUAAACAAAAGAUGGAACGCAUGGAAGAGAGCAAACAAAAAAGAGAAAAAACUCAAAUGGUUGAACCCAAACUUCAAGAAAAUGCUCUCCUUAAAAAUAUGAAACAGCAAAACAAGACAAACAAAUUACUGAUCAAGAAUGCUCUCUUACAUUUGUGUUUAGCUGGAGAAGUGAACAAAAAAGAACGGGAAGAAGUUUUCGAAGCUAUGAAAGAAUAUGAAGACAAUCAUCAACUGUUGCUGUUAGUACGGGAAGUGAAUGUUCCUGCAUUUAGAGCUCUUUACGCCAUCAUUACGAACGAUCAUUCAAAUGUUGGAAGUAGUACGUGCACCACAGAUAGCCAUCGAACGGAGAAUUCCACUCGAUCAGAUUCCUCGAAUGUUGGGUCUGAUAACAAGGGCACAGUGCUUGUAAAGAAAGUCAUUGGAAAGGGACCAAAAUUUCUAACAGAAGACCAAGUGGAGGUCCUGUGCAGAUAUGAUUCGGGAGGGAAGAAGUUGUCAAAGUUAGCAAGCAAGAGUUUUAGUGUCACAACAGAUAUUGUUGUGUUGAAAGCGUCAGCCAACAAAAAAACGAAAAAGUAA